CUGAAGAUCUGGAUAAGCAAUGCCCCAGUUGCAGAUAUUUUAAUUAUUUGGGCAAAAUGUGAAGAUGGCAAGUUACGAGGAUUCAUUGUGAAAAGGAAUGGAGCUAAAGGAUUGGUAACACCCAAAAUAGAAGGCAAACUCUCACUUCAGGCAUCUGCUACAGGAAUAAGUUUCUUAGAUGAAGUUGAAGUUCCAGAGGAAAACGUUCUUCCUGGUGUGACUAGUUUCAAAGUACCUUUUACCUGUCUUCGUAAUGCUCAUUGUGGUAUUUGUUGGGGAGCCCUGAGUGCAGCAGAGUUUUCCUUAGCAGAAGCAUGUCGAUAUACACUAGAGCAUCACCAGUUUGGACAGCCUUUAGCAGCCACCCAGCUCAUUCAGAAGAAAUUAGCAGAUAUGCUUACAGAAAUAUCAAUAGGUCUUCAAGCAUGUCUUCAUGUGGGUCGCCUGAACGAUAAGAAUUUGUAA
Messenger RNA from Schistocerca gregaria, 465 nucleotides. RefSeq names its product glutaryl-CoA dehydrogenase, mitochondrial-like. The annotation marks the transcript as partial. The transcript is spliced from 3 exons. Gene Ontology annotation, molecular function: flavin adenine dinucleotide binding; fatty-acyl-CoA binding; glutaryl-CoA dehydrogenase activity. Gene Ontology annotation, cellular component: mitochondrial inner membrane. Lineage: Eukaryota; Metazoa; Arthropoda; Insecta; Orthoptera; Acrididae. Gene Ontology annotation, biological process: fatty-acyl-CoA biosynthetic process; fatty acid beta-oxidation using acyl-CoA dehydrogenase. The record is from RefSeq and is a predicted model, not a curated record.